GCGGCAGCGCAACACAGUGCUGUCAUCCAAACUUAGCGGAGCCCCCCGUGAAGCGUCAGACUGACCGGCUAGCUGACAGAGCUCAACUUCUACAUUUUUCUGCUGCCACUCUCUCGCUCAGGUGCUCCAACUUCCUCUCUGCGCUCUGCCAAGUGCUGAUCGAGCGCGUGGAUUAAAGAGCGGGGUCCCACCGUCUGAGGCUGAACACCUGCACGUGGCGGAGGACUGCCUUCUUUUCCUUUGCUUGACCUUCAUCCUUCCUCAGCUUCACUUCGCCUGUCAAACGAGCGCGGACGAUGAGCUCAUCUCUUCCCAAAAGCGAGUCGACCACCUCUCUGCUUAGAACAUCGGGGCCCCACCGCAGGUCUGCCCACGGGGAUCGCGGUCCCCACGGCCACAGGAGCCACCGCUCUCACCAUAAUCAUCCCGCCGGAGCUGGAGGCAGCGACGACGCGGUCUGGAGGGAAGACUGCGAGACCAGUGUGCGGAGACCUCUCUGCCAACCAAGACAUGCCGACUCUCGACAUUUAAGUGACCAUCAUCGGACGCCGAAAAGUCAUACUCACCGGCAGCCGAUCACCCUGGCUGAUGAUGAUGAUGAUGAUGAUGAAGAAUACACUCAGGAGGAUGUGGGGCACAGGAUGAACAGGCAUCAGAAACAGCACAUCAGGUCCUCGAGAUCCAAACAGUCUCAUCAUCAUCAUCACCACCACGACUCCACUCGAGGUGAGGUGCCUCCCGCUGCGCAUCCGCAGGGCGGAUCCAGACACGACAGGAGAACCUCGCCAACCCCAUCUUAUCCAAAACACCAGGACGAUGCAGCUUUCUUCUUCGAGUCCAGCGAGAGAGUCGUCACCGGGUCAUCAUCCAGCCUCAGCUCAGACCCACCUGCGACAAGCGCACCUGUCCGGCCAGCGGCCAGCCGCAAAACCAAAAGACUAAACGCAGCAUCCUCUGAGUAUGACUCCAGUCUUCAUCCAAUAGUGAAAUCAGUUUUUGGGCAGGACCAGAAGAAGAACUACAAAGCAGUGCAAUCCUGUGAGGAGGGGGGAUCUGGGGGGGCCUAUCUUGAGCCACUAGUAGCCCUGGCCCAGAAUGGAGCCAACAUGCACAACGUACUGGGGCCUGCAUGCAUCUUUCUACGCAAGGGCUUCGCUGAGAGCCGGCAGGCUGAUCGAGAGCUGAGGCCAGAAGAAAUGGAUGAGCUGCGCGAGGCCUUCAAAGAGUUUGACAAAGACAAAGAUGGGUUCAUUGGCUGUAAAGACCUGGGGAACUGCAUGAGAACUAUGGGAUACAUGCCAACAGAGAUGGAGCUAAUAGAACUGAGCCAGCAGAUCAACAUGAACUUGGGAGGACAUGUUGACUUUGAAGACUUUGUUGAACUCAUGGGGCCCAAACUUCUGGCUGAAACAGCAGACAUGAUAGGGGUGAAGGAGCUGAGGGAUGCCUUCAAAGAGUUCGAUACUAAUGGUGACGGCGAGAUUAGCACCGCAGAACUCAGAGAAGCCAUGAAAAAACUUCUGGGACAGCAGGUUGGACACAGAGAACUGGAGGAAAUACUGCGAGACAUCGACAUCAACGGAGAUGGACAUGUAGACUUUGAAGAAUUUGUGCGGAUGAUGUCUCGGUGAGUUCCUGGCUGAGAGCUAAAACGACAGCCUGGAUUCUCUGUUGGGUUUUGGAGGAAAAGAAGUGCAAGUAGCACAGAAUACUGAUGAAGCUUGAACUUCUGAAUCUGUCAAUGAAGAAGACAGCAAAAAAACAAAACAAGAAAACAUAUCAAACCCUGCCCUGAAACUGCCACGCUGAAGCACAAAUGCUGACGACUACAGUAGGGAGCAACACUGUUAAGAAUAAUAUGCUGCUGCUGUUUCCAAGAGCAUAAACAAAACCAAUGGCUGCAUUUCUGACUUUUGCAAAGUAGUUUUUACAAACGUAUUUUCCUUUAACGACAACAUUUCUAAUGUUGAUGUGCUUUUUCUCCUGACUCAGUGGGUGAAGCUGUUUUGCUCACCUACAAACUACAUGCCAUUAUACUUUAAUAAUUGUAGCAAUUAAGAAGAAGCAGCAGUAUGCCAGCAAACACCCGAACUCAUACAGCACAUUCCUUUUUUUUUAAUGCCGAGGGUAUCUGAAGCACAAAUACAAAUGGCAAUAUAGAAACAUGUUACGUGACCCCUGUCAAGCAGCGUGUUUGUGUCUUGUGCAUACUGUUGUUUCUUUCCACCUUAUGCUGUACAUGUGUUAUGUCACUGGAGACUAUCGUCAAACCCUGAUGAAGGUGAGCCAGUAUUUGUUCGGUAUAUGUUAUGUAGCACCGAUACAGUUCUCAUGACUUUAAUAACAUUAUACCUAUUUUACUGUGAUAUAUAGACUAUACAUAUAUAUUUAUGUGUGUGUCAUUGCCACUGUGCAUAAGACUGACGGGCUCUUUCAACUGCAACUUGCUAAUCUUGAAGAUAGGCCUUAUUUUUUAUAUAUAUGCUGUGUUUUCCUAUUUCUGAAUUACUUCCGUGAGUAUAUUCAGAAUACACAAAACAUGUUUUGACACUGAGAAAUCAUCCACGCCUGACUGUGCAGGCGUGGGAUCAACAAAGAGGUAAAUUAUAGGUGGUAAAGAGAUGGGGUUAGUGCUUUUAUUAUCAUCAGCGAGCUUUGAUAAUUUUGAGUUUCUUUGUGAGUUUUGCUGAGUGAACAAAAUAUUUCUGAAGUUAAAAAAAAUCUCACUUGGUGCAACAUUUACACUUUUACCUUUAAUACCUCAAAAUCAGUCAAACGACCAACCUCACUCUCGAACUCCCUCUUGGCACACGCUUAUCUUUAAUACACUGCACGGACAAAGCUAUUGGGCCACCUAUACACUACACCUAAAUACCAUUUCUUAAUUCCCACACUAAUUCUGUUCAAAAUGCUGACUAUAAGUAAUACGUAAGUUUUCUGUCUAAUUUUGCUACAUUGUUACAAAGUCAAAUGAUAAAUUUAACUGAAUCUAAUUGAAUUAAAUGCACUUGAUUGACAUAUAUUUAGAUUAUACAAAGCAUAAUUUCAUUAAUCAUGACUUAUUUGAAUAAAUUAACCUUUGAUUUUAUAUAGUUCAGUUGCACUUUGCUCAAAAUUAUUGUUUUGUGUUUAUGAGGGUGAAGAAUCAUUUUUUGUGUGUGAUUGGUCACCUCACCAUCUCUAUUCCACUUCAACCCAAAGGUGUUUGUCGGGGUUGAGGUCAGAGCUCUGCAAGUUCUCCCACACCAGCUAUGCCUUUAUGGACCUUGCUUGGAGUACAUUGAUGCUGGAACAAAAAAAAGGGGGCCUUACCCAAACAGUCCCCACUACGCUGGAGAAUUGUCUAAUAUGUCUUGUUAAGAUGAAGCUAUGGGUAGGCGGUCCAAUAUUUUUGUCCAUGUAGUGUACCAGCUUCCUUACCUUCAUUAUUAAUAUUUCCAAGGAAGCAGCAGAAGCUUCUUUAUGGUAAAAAAAAAGCCAAAGAAAGUUUACAAACAUUAUUAUGUGAGUCUAAUCCAGUUUGGUAAGUAGAUGCAAUAUUUUUCAGAAAUUUGAUGCACUGAAUUACAUUUUCAAAAUGACUGCGUGAAAUGCGCUUUAGUUGUUGGGACAGCUAAAUUAUUUGUAGACUGUUCAUGAAUGGAUGUGAGGGUAUAUGCAUGCUGUUUAAAAAAAAGAAGAAGAAAGAGUUGUGAUUUUACUUGUCUUAACUGUGUGAAACUAUGCAUGCUAAUAAACUACUGCAAUUUGUAGCAGAAUCUAAAAGAAAUAAAGAUUUUUAUUCCAAAUUGAGAUUA
Pelmatolapia mariae (spotted tilapia) is the source of this 3797-nucleotide messenger RNA. RefSeq names its product calcium binding protein 1b (gene cabp1b). Lineage: Eukaryota; Metazoa; Chordata; Actinopteri; Cichliformes; Cichlidae. The transcript has 8 exons. Gene Ontology annotation, cellular component: cytoplasm. Gene Ontology annotation, biological process: regulation of voltage-gated calcium channel activity. Gene Ontology annotation, molecular function: calcium channel regulator activity; calcium ion binding. The coding region runs from base 297 to 1631 and encodes 444 amino acids. The record is from RefSeq and is a predicted model, not a curated record.